CACUAGAGGGCCUCCCGUCGAUGACGUGAGCGUUACGUCAGAUCACCGCGCUUAUUCGACCUGCUACGACACAGUUCAGGUGUGUUCGACAAGAGCUCCGCUACUUACGACUAAACAAAGGAUUGUAGUGCCAAUCGACCAUCGUCCACGUUGGUGCCUACAUUAGUGACCCGAACGCCUACAUUGGUGAGCCGAACAUUAAAACUCAUCGAAUUUACAAAUUUCGCCUGGAGAACAGAAAUAUUUUACCAGGUACGUGAAAACAAUGAGUCAACCCGUGGUCGGCCACGUGGCCGUCAAGCCACCGCCAUUUUGGACCGAGAGCCCAGCACUUUGGUUCGCCCAGUUGGAGAGCCAAUUCGUCCUCGCGAACAUAUCCAACGAUGAAACGAAAUACAGCCAUGUAGUCGCGAGUUUAUCGGAACGUAUGGCUACCGAAGUCCAGGACAUUUUGGCCGCUCCUCCGAAUACCGACAAAUACAAAGCGAUUAAACGGGCACUGAUCGACCGCUUGUCCCAGUCCGAAGCCCAACGUCUCGAAAAGCUUCUACGCACCGAAGAGCUCGGCGACCGCACGCCAUCGCAAUUCCUUCGACGCUUAAGAACUCUCGCAGGUCAUACGGUUACGGAGGACCUACUCAGAAGCAUUUGGUUGUCCCGUCUUCCCACCGAUAUGCAGAAGAUACUAACUGUAUCCGAGGGCACACUCGAAUCUCUCGCUAAGAUCGCCGACCGCCUUAGCGAAUUGUACCCCUCGACAUCGAAUAUCUCCGCCACGUCUACGGCCUCUGCCACGGCCGAUCCCAGAAUCGCCGCGCUCGAAGUGCAAAUCUCCGAACUCUCAAAACAAAUUUCCGAGAUGUCACGACAAUAUGGCCGUUCUCCACCUCGCCGCCGUUCCUCGAGCCGUGGAAGACUCGGUCGACGCUCCCCACCUAACACCUUCCCGAACAAUAUCUGCUGGUACCACGGAUAUCAUUAUUACAUAAUGAUUACUAGGGAUUUAGUUGGUAUAGAAGGAUGCAUGAGGACAUGUAACGGUCAUAGUAAAAAUAGUGCAUCAUAUACGUAUGAGAAGAGUGAAUGUGAUUCUGAAUGA
Molecule: messenger RNA, 1099 nt
Organism: Centruroides sculpturatus (bark scorpion)
Lineage: Eukaryota; Metazoa; Arthropoda; Arachnida; Scorpiones; Buthidae
Exons: 2
Coding region: 266-1099 (277 amino acids)
Source: RefSeq, a predicted model, not a curated record